AUGGCGGGGAAAGCUGCAGAAGCGUUGGCAAAGACUGCGACGGCGUUUCAACAUCCAUGGAGGGCGAAACUCGAUAAGUACAGAACCGAGCUGACGAAAGGCGUGUGGGGUUAUUGGGAGAUGGGAGCGUGGAAACCGCUGGGGAUAAGCGCUCGCAGGAGAGCGAUGCUGAGGAAAGAAGUUCUGACCUCUGGAGAGGAUUGGCCUUACGAUCCGGAGAGGAAAGCGAUGAGGACGAAGAGGAAAGGGCACAAGUGCGAUAGAAUCUCGGCGGAGAAGAGGGAGAACACGGCGAAGCUGAUGCUGAAGAUGCCUCAGAUGCUGCUUGAUUACAAGAAGAGAAGGUGGGAGAAGAAGAUGAAGGAAGAAGAGAAAGCUAAAGAAGACAAGUGA
Messenger RNA from Thlaspi arvense, 393 nucleotides. The record is from the annotation of a GenBank genome assembly. NCBI's taxonomy places the organism in Eukaryota, Viridiplantae, Streptophyta, Magnoliopsida, Brassicales, Brassicaceae.